CCGAUUCCUCGCCUCGCUCUGUCGUUCUACCGUAUUCCCCUGCAGGUCCCAUCGAGCUGCCGCGAGACCAGGCCUCUUGAGCCGCCUACGUCAAGUUGGGCAGCAUGUGGCGCAAGCUGUGGGCAUGAAGGGCAAGCGCUUGGCGUUCCUGCUGCGUGAGAGCCGAGCGCGCGGCACCGUCGGGCCCGCACCACGCGCCGUGACGUGCCGGCGUCGGCCCACACCCUUCCACGCCAUGAGCACCCCACGCCUGCACCGCCACGUCUCCAACCUGCGGGAAGAGGAUCGCUCCUGACCCAGAUGGUGCGCAAGGCGACAACUGCGUACGAGCACGUGCUCGGCUUGGUUCAGGCAGUGCACCACAUGCCGUCUGAGGCGCGUGUGAGCAUGGUGCUGGAGUCAUUGCUGCGCCAGCAGGCGGUGGGAUGCACCAUUCAACACACGCACAGCGAUAGCGCGCUCGAGUCGCGGUUGCUGUGCCAGGCGGCGGCGCACCUGAAGGCGCUUCGGGAACUGAGGGCACAGCUGGGGGCGGUGCAGUCGCAGCUGCACGCCGCACUGGAUGGGCUGUACGACCGCACCGCGGCUUCGGCGGUCGCAGCCCGCGCUCACAGCGGCAGCGGCACUUGUGUGGCUGCUGCUGCGGCGAAGUCAGGGGCGCAGCCGGAGGCACCCGAGCAGCUCAGCAGCCCAUCGCACCAGCAGCAGUGGCAGCGGAGCUUCACCACCCCCGGGUCGCCCUCCAGCAGCCCUCAGGCGUCCUCGUCGGCUGCCUCCUCAGCGCGCACCGUCAUCAUCCGCGAUGGCGAUGAGGGGAAUGACGCCACGUACGACAGCGGCUUCGCCGCCUCCGCCGGCGGCGGCAGCAGCGGUGGUCGCUACGAGCAGUACAAGCAGUGCCCCCAGCACCUGCUGGCGGCGGAGCUCGUGCUGACCUCGCCGCGGCAGCUGGGCCGCAAGCUAGGAUAAUGCCGCGCAGCAAGCGCCGACGAGACGAGGACCAGGCGAAUGCAACAAUCUGGAGCCGCGCCGCUGGCAGGCAGAAGAACCGCGAUGUGAACAGCGCCUGCAACAUGCUCUUGCUGCUUGUCCUGCAACUGCUGCAUGGUGACGACGGCCGGCCGGAGGUGUUUAGGUCGGCCGCACGCCGAUGCCGACGCCGAUGGCGGUGACCAGCAGGAGGAGGAGGAGGAGGAGGAGGACGAGGACGACUAGUCCAGCUGCUGGUUGCAGGCGUGCGGCCCCUGGCGCUGUGGGGAUAGUGAGAUUGUCGGUUUGGGUGAUGUCACAGCGCGUGUGUGGAUGUGAGACGCCAGGGGCUGCAGUUCAUAUCGUGAUAACCCGCCUUUGUGGCGGACAGGGGGGCUUACGUCCCACCCUUGGGGCGUGCUAGGAAGACGGUGGAUGCAGACCCCUACGCCGUGUGGAGGACCGGACUGGGUGGAGAGACUCCACCACAACAAUGCAUGCGUACCGGAGUACCGCGUUCAUGCGCACAAACUUAUCAGGUUUCACAGACAACCGAGCAACAAAAAAGGUUG
Molecule: messenger RNA, 1541 nt
Organism: Chlamydomonas reinhardtii
Lineage: Eukaryota; Viridiplantae; Chlorophyta; Chlorophyceae; Chlamydomonadales; Chlamydomonadaceae
Exons: 3
Coding region: 301-969 (222 amino acids)
Source: RefSeq, a predicted model, not a curated record